Messenger RNA from Antechinus flavipes (yellow-footed antechinus), 3584 nucleotides. It is a transcript of the gene COL9A3, whose product is annotated as collagen type IX alpha 3 chain. Lineage: Eukaryota; Metazoa; Chordata; Mammalia; Dasyuromorphia; Dasyuridae. The transcript is spliced from 32 exons. Bases 766 to 2808 code for a protein of 680 amino acids. The record is from RefSeq and is a predicted model, not a curated record.
GAAAAUCAAGUUCUAUGUGCUAGAAAUUCAUGAUUUUACUCAUCCUUUUUUUUCUGUUCUACUUUGUAUAUGGAAAUAGUUUCCCUUUUUGUGGGUAUACAGUAAAUUCAGAAUAAAAAUAGAUAGGGAACCUUUAUAUUCAAAGGUCUAAAUUUCAUCCCUCCUGUUCUAGAUCAAGGCUCUCUCAGAAGGGAGGGAAAGGGGCAGGGGGAAAAAGGUUUACCUCAGUAUCAGCAGUGAUGUCCCCUGGAAAUAAUGCUAUGAUGAAGGGACUGUCUAUUUAAGGAACUGAGUUUCUGAUUAAGAGUAUGUUUGCUGAGGAUUUAAACUAAAGAGUACAUAUUAGUUGAGAUUGAUAAAAAAGGAAAAAAAUUACCUUAAAAAAAAAGUCUCAUCCUCCAGGACCCUAUAGUUAAUCAGUAUGGUUAUUUUUGUACUCCUGUUCUUCAAUCUCUUAUGUGGAUAAGGUCCACCCUUGGUUCUGGAAUGCCCUGUUGGGGCUCUGAAUGUAGUAGUUGUGUGAAAGGGUGUGAAUGAGUAUACUUUCAAAGCCCAGUGUCACUCACAAAAUUGGCCAGCCCCUUGUUUUCCCCAGCCCGCCUCCUCAGUAAUCUGACUUCCACUCCCCAGUAAGGUUACUUUUGGCUAUGAGCCUCUAGUUGGAGAUCCAGUGAGCCUGGACACAGCAGGCAGGCACUGAAAGGUGAGGGGAGAGAAGCCUCUUGGAAAGGAGGGAUCCAGCAGCAGCUCAACUCUGCAGGAGCCAUGGCUGCAACCUCUGUCUUGGUGCUGCUUAUUCUCAGUCAACUUGUAGCUACCUCCUUAACUCAGAAAAUAGGACCUCGGGGCCCUGCUGGACCUCAAGGCCCUCCGGGACCUCCUGGAAAAGACGGCAUAGAUGGUGAAGUUGGUCCUCCCGGUCUUCCUGGCCCUCCAGGCCCCAAAGGAGUCCCAGGGAAACCUGGGAAGCCUGGAGAAGCUGGGCUGCCUGGCCUGCCAGGUGUAGAUGGUCUGACAGGUCAGGAUGGACCUCCUGGUCCUAAAGGCUCACCUGGAGAAAGGGGUAGUCUUGGACCUCCAGGACCUCCUGGGCUGGGAGGCAAAGGACUUCCUGGACCUCCAGGUGAGGCUGGACUGAGUGGCCUCCCAGGAGGAAAUGGAGUCCGUGGACCCCCUGGACCAUCUGGACUCCCAGGCCUGCCUGGUCCUCCAGGUCCCCCAGGACCUCCCGGACACCCGGGGGUUCUUCCUGAUGGUGCUGGCGAUCUUCAGUGUCCUGCUAUCUGCCCACCUGGACCACCUGGACCCCCAGGAAUGCCAGGAUUCAAGGGACCCACUGGUUACAAAGGGGAGCAAGGAGAAGUAGGAAAAGAUGGAGAGAAGGGUGAUCCUGGUCCCCCAGGACCUGCUGGUAUCCCUGGAACUAUUGGUCUACAGGGCCCUAGAGGUUUAAGAGGACUGACAGGUGCACUGGGGCCACCUGGAGAUCGUGGACCAAUUGGCUUCCGAGGACCUCCAGGAGUUCCAGGACCACCUGGGAAAGUUGGAGAUCGAGGAGAGAGGGGACCAGAGGGAUUCCGGGGGCCCAAGGGUGAUCUUGGCAGGCCUGGUCCCAAAGGAUUACCUGGAGUAGCUGGACCUAUUGGAGAGCCUGGUAUGCCUGGCAAAGAUGGCAGAGAUGGAAUCCCUGGAUAUGAUGGUGAGAAGGGGGAAGCAGCUCGGCUUGGUGCUCCUGGGGAGAAGGGUCCCAACGGACUCCCUGGGCUGCCUGGAAGAGCUGGGGCCAAGGGCGAGAAGGGGGAGCUGGGCAAACAAGGAGAGCUAGGUGAAGCUGGCCCUUCAGGAGAGCCUGGUAUGCCUGGCGAUGUCGGAAUUCCUGGGGAGAGAGGAGAAGCUGGACACAGGGGAUCUUCAGGGGCACUUGGUCUGCAGGGCCCACCAGGACCCCCUGGAGUAAGAGGCUUUCAGGGUCGGAAGGGCAGCAUUGGAGAUCCUGGUUUACCUGGCCCUCAGGGCCUUAGAGGUGGUGUUGGAGACAGGGGCCCAGGAGGAGCUAUGGGUCCUAAAGGAAACCAGGGUAUUGCUGGAGCUGAUGGUCUUCCUGGGGAUAAAGGAGAACUGGGUCCUAAUGGUCCUGUUGGACAGAAAGGAGAGUCAGGUAGUAGAGGUGAGCUGGGCCCUAAAGGUAUUCAGGGUCCUAAUGGUACUACUGGUGUUCAAGGGCUCCCAGGACAUCCUGGUCCAGCAGGAUUCCAGGGAGUACAAGGUGUCCCCGGAAUUACUGGAAAACCUGGGGUUCCUGGUAAAGAGGCCAGUGAACAACAUAUAAGGGAACUAUGUGGAGGAAUGAUUAAUGAACAAAUUGCACAGUUAGCUGCUAACUUAAGGAAGCCUCUAACUCCUGGAUCAAUUGGCCGACCUGGUCCAGCUGGUCCUCCAGGCCCUCCAGGUCCAGCAGGAUCUAUUGGCCAUCCUGGUGCUCGUGGGCCACCUGGAUAUCGAGGUCCAACUGGAGAAUUAGGAGAUCCAGGACCCAGAGGUAAUCAGGGUGACAGAGGAGACAAAGGAGCUAAUGGCAUAGGCAUUGAUGGGCCUGAUGGAGAUCAAGGACCUCAAGGACCUCAAGGCGUUCCUGGAAUUAGUAAAGAUGGUCGAGAUGGUGCCCAUGGUGAACCUGGUUUUCCAGGUGAUCCUGGCAUUCCUGGUGCAAUUGGUGUUCAGGGAACUCCAGGGAUUUGUGAUACCUCGGCCUGUCAAGGAGCUGUUAUAGGAGGAGGAGGGGAAAAAUCUGGCCCUAGAAGCUCAUAAAAUGUAAUUUAAAGAAAUGGACCAAUGAUUGAAUAUUUGAGUAAACAUUGAAUUAUGAAAAGACAAAUUGAUAGACAGUAUUCCCUUAUUAAUUUUAAUGAGCUCAAAAUUGUACAUGGUAAUUCAACUCAUUGAAGCACUAUGAUGAAAAGCAUUUUCAACACUUUAUAUAUGCCCCCCUUUUUUUUUUUCAAAACCUUUUAAUGGCAACAAAUCUCACCUCUUACUUUCAGAAGGGUUUUUUUCUUUUUACCAUCUUUUCUCCCUAUACAUAACUGUCUAUUUGUGUACAAGAAUUAAACUUGAUUUCAUACCUCAACUUGCCAUAAGCAAUAAAUCCAAAACACUUCCAAGGGAGUUUAAUGUAUGUAAAUAAAAUUUUCAGGGGAGAAUUUUUGUAUAUUUCCAUAAGAUGACAAAGGAUAUUCAGUAACAUGUUCAUAUCAAACUUCACUUUUUCACAAACACUUUGCACAUAGCUAAAGAUUAUGACAGAAUCCCAGUAAGGAAAAAAAAUAAAGUUAAAGUUAAAUUUGCAUCCAGUAAUAUUAAACUGGUGACGUAUUAUUAAAAAUGAAAGGAAAAUUUUAAAAUUUUAUGAUGUCCACACAAAGCUCUAGCCAGAUUUACCUCUUUAACACUUAUUUUUGUUUGAAAAUAAAUUGCUACAAAUUUGUGAAUCUGUGAUUUUACAGUAUUUAUUUUAGGUGACUUUGUAUGUAAAGCCUGUUGGUGUCAUCUGUUGUAAUAAAUAAAGCCACUCAAAUCUGAAAGUA